Boleophthalmus pectinirostris (great blue-spotted mudskipper) is the source of this 511-nucleotide messenger RNA. Its product is annotated as trichohyalin-like. Bases 32 to 511 code for a protein of 159 amino acids. The transcript has a single exon. The record is from RefSeq and is a predicted model, not a curated record. NCBI's taxonomy places the organism in Eukaryota, Metazoa, Chordata, Actinopteri, Gobiiformes, Gobiidae.
CCAAAACGGCAGAAAAAACAACUAUCCAACCAUGAGGGCAACGGCUCAGGCUACCGCAGGGGGUGCCUCUCCUCUACCCGAGGAGAGCCCACUUGUGAAGGACCUGAGACGGCGACUUCAGGAGGUCCAACGAGCCCAUCAAGACCAACUCCAAGUCAAUGCUAAACAGACAAGGAGACUGAGAGAGUUAGAGGAGGUGUUACAGCAGAAAGUAAACCUCGAGAAGAAGUUUGAGGAGCUCCAGAAAGAGCUGAGCCAAGCUCGAGAGGAAAAGGAGGCAAUGAUAGAGUUUGGGGAAUAUCUGCUCGAAGAAAAAGACAAGGAAAGAGAUCAAAUGUUAAAGAAGGGUAGACAGAUGGUAAACCAGUAUGUGGAGGGCCUCUACCAGGACAACGAAAAUCUUAAGAGGUUCUCCCAAGAACAGCAGAGUCUCGCCAGCAAAAACCAAGAAAAGGUGAAGCAGCUGGAACAACAACUGAAACUGCAGAAGGCAAAACAGACACUACUAUAA